AUGUCCAUCGUCGUGUCAACGACUCUCCAUCCGAUCGAAAACGAUAUGCGGUUCCUUGACAUUUGCCUGGCAGCUGCAGCCAUCACCACCCACGUUUUCGCUGACAAUCAAUUUGUUUCAUUGCCAUUUGUGGCCGUGGAUCGAAAAGGGGUGCAUACAUCAGCAUGGAAUCAACGUCUGGAUGAAUCAGGUGUCAAUGUACCAUUACAGAAUAUGGAUUUGGCGUACUUGAUGAACAUCUCCAUUGGUACACCACCUCAGCCUUUCACCCUGUUAUUGGAUACAGGAUCGUCGACAACGUGGGUGCCUAUGGAAGGAUGUGGUCGUUUUUGUGGCUAUCCUCUGCAUACGCUCCAACCACUCGAAUCUAGCACGUUUCGCUCGAGCAGCCUCUUGUUCAGCAUUCGAUACGGCGAGGGCUUUUCUAGAGGUUUUUAUGCCGAGGAUACGGUGACCUUGAAUGACGCCAUUUCAGUCCCCCACACAAAUUUUGCUGUUUCCAAUAUAAACGAUGGCGAGUUGACAAGGGAUGGUGCUGAUGGUAUCCUUGGUAUCGGCCCUGAUCCAUUGAGCCGCUUUAACAAUCCCAACCAAACCAUUGUUCCUACGCUCGUAACAACCAUGUUUGAGCAAGGUGUCAUUAGCAACAACUCGUUCUCCAUUUACUUUCAGCCAAUCAACGGCACAUCCCUAGAGAGCCGUAUCAAUGGAAAUAUCAUUUUUGGAGGAGUCGAUUUGGAUAAGGUGGAAGACAAGCAGAUUACGUACUUUCCAAGCACCUCACAUCAAGAUUACAAGGAUUAUUGGGCAGCGGAUAUGGAAUCGAUCAUUGUGGGCAAUGAGACUGUAAACUUUGAUUCGGUCAUACCUGCAUUGGUAGAUACAGGAUCAACCUUGAUUUUCGUGCCAAAAGAAAUCGUUGAGCUUGCACUCAGCGACGUGCAUGACAUACGGGCAGACUACAUGGGCCAAUACCUCGUGCCAUGUGACAGCAAGGAGCUAAAACCAAUUACCUUCAACAUUGCUGGGACACCACUCAAGCUAUACCCUGAGGAGUACAUUGUUCCCCAUACCAUAGCUGGCGGCUCUGUCAAUGGCACACCUUACUGCUACACCUAUCUUCAUGAGUCACCACCCUAUAUCGAUAUUAUCCUCGGUUACGGUUUCCUGCAGCAGUACGUUUCUGUUUAUGACAAUGAGAACAAUCGUGUUGGUCUUGGACGACGUAUCAAGUAG
Lichtheimia ornata is the source of this 1236-nucleotide messenger RNA. RefSeq lists its product as uncharacterized. Gene Ontology annotation, molecular function: aspartic-type endopeptidase activity. The record is from RefSeq and is a predicted model, not a curated record. The transcript has 12 exons. Lineage: Eukaryota; Fungi; Mucoromycota; Mucoromycetes; Mucorales; Lichtheimiaceae. Gene Ontology annotation, biological process: proteolysis. Bases 1 to 1236 code for a protein of 411 amino acids.